Messenger RNA from Medicago truncatula (barrel medic), 2229 nucleotides. RefSeq names its product putative disease resistance protein RGA1. The record is from RefSeq and is a predicted model, not a curated record. Bases 91 to 2076 code for a protein of 661 amino acids. Lineage: Eukaryota; Viridiplantae; Streptophyta; Magnoliopsida; Fabales; Fabaceae. The transcript is spliced from 2 exons. Gene Ontology annotation, molecular function: ADP binding.
CAUUAUUCCUCCCUUCCUGUUAUUCAUUGCCACUCUCAAACUUUUUUCAAUCUUCAAUUUGUUUAAUUUGUAGUAUUUUCUUUUUGAAGGAUGGCUGAACAAAUUCCUUAUGCUGUUGCUGCAAGCCUCGUUAACAGGUUGGCUUCAGCGGCCUUUCGUGAAUUUGGACGGAUUUAUGGUGUGAUGGAUGAACUGGAAAGGCUUAAAAACACAGUUGAAUCCAUCAAAGCUGUGCUCCUUGAUGCUGAAGACAAACAAGAGAAAAGUCAUGCUGUACAAAUCUGGAUAAGAAGACUCAAAGAUGAUGUACUUCAUCCUGCUGAUGACUUGCUAGAUGAAUUUGCUAUCGAAGACAUGAGACAAAAACGGGAUGAAGCUCGUAAGAACAAAGUAACACAGGUGCUUCAUUCUUUAUCUCCGAAUAGAAUUGCUUUUAGCCGUAAAAUGGCUUAUGAGGUUGAAAAGAUACAAAAGAAGUUUAAUGAUGUGGUGAAAGAUAUGUCUGUGUUGAAUCUAAACCCGAAUGUUGUGGUGGUUCAGCAAACUAAUAGUGUUAGGAGAGAAAAAAGUUCUUUUGUGUUAGAGUCAGAUAUCAUUGGAAGAGAUGAUGAUAAAAAUGACAUUGUAAGCAUGUUGAGGCAAUCACAUGAAAAUCAACGUGUCUCUGUGGUUGCUAUUGUUGGGAUUGGUGGUUUGGGAAAGACAGCUCUUUCUCAAUUGGUAUACAAUGAUGGUGAAGUAACAAAUUAUUUUGAAAAGUGUAUGUGGGUUUGUGUCUCUGAUAACUUUGAUGUCAAAACUAUUGUGAAGAACAUGUUGGAGUCAUUAACAAAGGAACCAAUUAAUGAUACAUUAUCAUUAGAAAACUUGCAAAACAUGCUUCGAGAAAAUCUAACUGGUAAAAAAUACUUGUUAGUCCUAGAUGACAUUUGGAACGAGAGUUUUGGAAAAUGGGCUCAAUUGAGGACUUAUUUGAUGUAUGGUGCUAAAGGCAGUAAGGUUGUAGUGACAACUCGUUCUAAAAUUGUUGCAGAAAGAAUGGGUGUAAGCGUCUCCUAUAAUUUGAAUGGUUUGACUCUAGAAAAAUCUUGGAGUUUGUUGACGAACAUUAUUACAUAUGGGGAUGAGACGAAAGCAGUAAACCAAACUCUUGAAACAAUUGGCAAGAAGAUUGCAGAAAAGUGCAGUGGUGUUCCACUUGCAAUCAGAACACUAGGAGGCCUAUUGCAGGGCAAAAAUGAAGAAAGAGAAUGGAUUGAUGUUUUACAAGGUGACUUUUGGAAAUUAUGUGAAGACGAAGAAAGCAUCAUGCCGGUGUUGAAACUGAGUUACCAAAACUUGUCUCCUCAACUACGGCAAUGUUUUGCCUACUGCUCUUUAUAUACUAAAGAUUGGAAAAUAGAGAAGGAUGAGUUGAUUCAACUAUGGAUGGCACAAGGUUAUCUCGAAUGUUCUGAUGAAAAGCAGCGCAUGGAAGACAUCGGUAACCAAUUUGUGACGAUUUUAUUGAUGAAGUCUUUUUUCCAAGAUGCUGAAAUUUAUCAUGGAGAUAUACGUAGUUUCAAAAUGCAUGACCUUUCAAUGAAAGUAGCCGGUAAUGAUUGUUGUUACUUGGACAGUGAGACAAAAAGACUGGUAGGAAGUCCCAUGCAUAUAAUGUUGAAAAGGGAUGCUAUUGGUUUCUUGGAGUCAUUGAGUUCAAACAAGAUGCGAACUUUGAUUUUGUUGACUGAUUUUUCAGAAAAGUUGAAUGAAAAGGAAUUAUUAGUCAUUUCAAAAUUCAAAUACUUACGCGUCUUGAAGCUUAUGCGUUGUUCUCUAAGUAAUUUGUGUGAUUCAAUUGAAAAGUUGAACCAUUUGAGAUAUCUUAACUUACAAGAGUGUGAAGUAGUCGGAAGUCUUUCGACAUCCAUAAGCAAUCUUGUUUGUUUACAAACACUAUUAUUGCACAGAUGUAAAGUUGAAUUUUCUACAAUAGAUAUCUCAAAAUUAAUUAGUUUGAGAUAUUUUGAUAUAGAAUAUUUAAAACAUCUGAACAGAAGAAGAGAACAUCUAGAUUUGGAAAAUUGGGUCUGAGAGGACAGUAUAAGAGUGUCAUUGUUUCAAAUUGGUCUUCACUCUCAAAUAUUGUUCAAAUCUCUCUCAAUUAUUGUCCAGGUUUGCAGUAUCUCCCACCAAUGGAAUGUCUCCUGUUUCUUAAGUCACUUAGUGUAUUUCAUCUUAAAGAAU